AUGCCUAACAAGGAGUUUUUCCGUAAUAUCGGGACAAUAACAACCUACGCAGUUGUAGGCACUUUAUGGAACACAGCAGCAACGGGCCUAACCCUCUACUCAUUCAAAAAUUAUUUUCAUGGCCACCCAUCACCAAUAGAUUUAUUUUUGUUUGCAACUUUAAUAAGUGCUGUUGACCCUGUAGCGGUAAUUUGUGUAUUUGAGGAAAUUCAUGUUAACCAACUUCUCUAUAUUUGUGUGUUUGGAGAGAGUCUGCUUAAUGAUGCUGUUACUAUUGUUCUUUAUCACACUUUACACGCUAUGGCUGCUGCCGGAGUAGACGCAAUUUUUUGGACAGAUUAUUUACUCGCCAUAAUCGCCUUCUUUUGGGUUUCUGUUGGAGGUAUUUUGGUCGGUGCGUUGUGGGCUGUUUUAACUGGAAUUGUUACAAAAUUUGGUGCAGGCGUUUCUGUUGUCCAACCAUUAACAUGCCUACUUUUCCCUUAUUUGGCUUAUUUAAUAGCAGAAUCUUUUGGGUUAUCAGGAAUUUUGGCAAUUGUUGUUUGUGGAAUGGGAAUGAAGCAAUAUAUUGUUGGAAAUAUUUCUGAACAGUCUUUGGUUACCGUUAAUUAUUUUAUGAAGACACUUUCUUCGAGUUGUGAAGCAGUUAUAUUUGUAUUUCUUGGCCUUUCCGCUGUUUCAAAAAAUCAUGACUUGGAUUUUGCUUUUAUUUUCAUUACACUUUUUGCAAUUUUUGUUUUUCGAUUUAUUAGUGUUGGUGUGCUAACAUCUUUAGUAAAUAAAAAACGUUUACAAAAAAUUGGAAUUGUUGAUCAAUUUAUUAUGGGCUAUGGAGGAAUUAGAGGGGCUGUUUGUUAUGGUUUAGUUAUGUCUUUAAAUCAGGAAUUAAUUUGUUGUAAAAAUAUGUUGGCUUCGACUACUAUUAUUGUUAUUGUUUUUACUGUUUUUGUACAGGGAGGCUCAAUAAAAAAAUUAGUAACAUAUCUCAAAGUUAAACAACACGAGGUUCGUAAAAAGACAGUUUUUGAAAUGAUUGCAGAUAAUGUUUGUAGUCAUAUUGGUGGAGGUGUUGAAAGUAUUGCUGGACUACGUGGAAAUUAUUGGGUUUAUUUUGAGAAUUUUUGA
Messenger RNA from Meloidogyne enterolobii, 1125 nucleotides. The record is from the annotation of a GenBank genome assembly. NCBI's taxonomy places the organism in Eukaryota, Metazoa, Nematoda, Chromadorea, Rhabditida, Meloidogynidae.